AUGAAAAUCGCGCUCCGCAAAUUUCGAAUACCGGGUUCUCUACCUCCUGCAUCCUGCGUUCCGGGUCCGCUUCCUCGUGCAACUCGAGUUCCAGGACAAGCGCUCCGUAGUUCCUGCGCUCAAAGUCCACUACCUGGUGAAACUGGACUUCCAGGACAAGCGCUUCGUGGUUCCUGUGGAGCAGUUUUCCAGUUUUUCGUAGUUCUCCAUUGUUCCUGCGCUUCAGGUCCACUACCUGGUGUAACUCGACUUCCAGGACACGCGCUCCGUGGUUCCUGCGCUCCAAGUCCGCUAUCUGGUACAACUCGACUUCAGGGACAAGCGCUCAGUAGUUUUCGCGCGCCGGGUCCACUACCUGGUGAAACUCGAUUUCUAGAACAAGCGCUCCCUAGUUCUGACUGUCCAGGUCCUUGACCUGGUGACUACUGACCUUCAGGACUAAUUUUCAAGUUUACAAGUUUGAUUAUUGCAAACGUCAUGUUUUGUACCAUCAAACCAAUAUGCGUGCUUCGGAUACAAUUUUGAAUCGGGAUAAUAACCGUACGACCACGAUCAACAAAUUGCAAUUGCAAUUUGGCAUUCAUCCUUACACAAUAUUUUUGAUGUGUUUUAAUACUGGAAA
This is a messenger RNA of Neodiprion virginianus, 622 nucleotides long. RefSeq lists its product as uncharacterized. The record is from RefSeq and is a predicted model, not a curated record. Lineage: Eukaryota; Metazoa; Arthropoda; Insecta; Hymenoptera; Diprionidae. The coding region runs from base 1 to 414 and encodes 137 amino acids. The transcript has 2 exons.